Corticium candelabrum is the source of this 3783-nucleotide messenger RNA. RefSeq lists its product as uncharacterized. Bases 42 to 3512 code for a protein of 1156 amino acids. Lineage: Eukaryota; Metazoa; Porifera; Homoscleromorpha; Homosclerophorida; Plakinidae. Gene Ontology annotation, cellular component: plasma membrane; signaling receptor complex. The record is from RefSeq and is a predicted model, not a curated record. Gene Ontology annotation, molecular function: transmembrane receptor protein tyrosine kinase activity; ATP binding; protein binding. Gene Ontology annotation, biological process: protein phosphorylation; multicellular organism development; cell surface receptor protein tyrosine kinase signaling pathway. The transcript has 13 exons.
UUGUUGACUUUCAUAAUGUAUUGAAGAUAUCCGACUUUGGAAUGGCUCGAUUUGAUCAGACAGCUGAAUGUAAUGCUGCCUUACAGCCGGGCGUGUUUCCAACCAGGUGGACUGCACCUGAGGUGUUCACUCAUGGGUUAUUGUCAAAACACUCUGAUGUCUGGAGUUUUGGUGUCACUUUCUAUGAAUUUGUUACAGCUGGAGCUGUGCCAUACGCUCAGUUCACUAACAAGGAGACAAAACAGAAAGUAUUAGAAGGAUAUCGUCUGGAGCAGCCUGGCGAUUGUCUUGAUAGAUUUUAUGAGAUUAUGAUGAAGUGCUGGAACGGCAAGCCAAAAGCGAGGCCGACUGUCACAGAAAUCAGUCAAAGUCUACUCACUUUUAAGGCCGAUAGAGCUGAGACUAUGCGACCAAAGUUCAAUUUAUCGCAGCUGAGCGUCGAAUCCUCGGACUCGAUUUCUUCACUAACAGAAGGGCAAGAUUUUGUGUCGGGUAGUGUGUCACCGUCUCCAUCAUUUGAUGACCGGUCAAGGCGGAAUUCUGGCUUGACAUUAAGGAAGACUAGGGCAAAGUCGAGAGGAUCUAUGGCUUCAGUCAAGGUUGAGAAAUUAUUAUGUGUUUACACGAUGCUUGUGUCACCAUUUUAUUCUCAAGUUGUUCUAAGAGUCAAAUCAAAGCAAAGAGCAUCCGACGUGCUGGCCAUGGUUCUAAAAAAGAUAGACAAAGAGAAGGCGUCUCCGUCAAUGUUUGCUCUUGUUGAAGUAUUCGAUGCUGAAGGAUUGGAGACGAAGUCGAUGUCUCGGUAUUUAACAGACAAGGAACAACCGUUAAUUGUUAGACGAGAAUGGACACGGCGAGGUCGUUUCUUUCUGUUCAACCGAGUAGGUAAUAGUUCGGAGGCUCUCUUGGAUGCCCUCAAUGGGUAUCUACAACAGUCUGAUAAUGCGGCUAAAAUGCAGUACAAGACGCGGGGAUAUCUGAUUAAGUUUGAUGAGAAUGUGGGAGGCACGAAGGGACGUAAUGUUUCUAGGAAUUGGACUCGCUACUGGACGGUGCUCGAUGGAUCGACGAUGCUCUUCUACAAGGACGAGGAAGAUGAAGAGGGCGAGCCGCUCAUACACUUGAGCGUGAAGAACGGCUGCGUCGAGCCAGCUGCAGAUUAUGUAAAGAAAAAGAGUGUGUUGCGACUGACGACCGAGAAUGGCGAUCAGUAUUGGCUCCAUGCCAGCAAUAAGGACGACAUGUAUCGCUGGGUUGAGGCCAUUCAUUCAGUGAGACAUGAUUCGGCUUCGAUUAUCUUAGAGAAAUUUGGCAGCGGUGAAGUGUUAAAGUCCGGCUUUCUAAACGUCACUUGUCAAGACUCAGAGCAAGGGUCAUCGUCUGAGCCGAUUGGCCGUAACUGGUUUGUGCUCAAGGAUCAACAUCUUUCCUACUUUCAACAAGGCGAACGUGUCGUCGCCGUCGACUUCAACAAGUGUGUCAAAGUGAUAGUCGUGACUCCGAACAUAGUCAAAGAUUUUGACGAGAAGAAGAUGUCUACGUCUAGUCUCCUUACGUUCGGCAUUGAUGUAGUACUAGGAGACUGUACGUUUCAUAUGAAGCCGGACACGCCCGGAGAACAAGAGGAAUGGGUGACAUCAUUUGAGAAGGCACUGACUCCUAUUGGUAAAGCGGACGUCAUCUCGUUGGUGGAACCAGAGGAUGUUUUCGAAGGCGGUGAAAGUGCGUUGUCGCAUUCGCCCGGUUCGGACAACUAUGUUAAGUUUCGACGUGUAGAAGGCUUACCGUCUUUGCCAAGGCUUAGUGAGGAAACGGAUGAUAGCACGAGGUCAGUGGCAACGUCGCCGGCCGGUGGAGUCGAUAUUGACUCGACCAAGUCAACGGAUGCGUCUACGAAUGAUAAUACGGCGAUGCUAGAGGUCAAGGAGGUGAGCAAGUCAGCUAGUAGUGAUUCUGUAAUUGUAAAACUUCAAAGGUCUUUUAGUCAACGUAAGGGAGGAGGAUAUUCGGUACACGACAAACUUAUAAAGGAAGGUCUUGACGAGAGUGUCGUGUACGAAACGACUUCGUUAUCAAAUAACAAGCUUUUACAACCGAGUGGUGAUCAAGUGUCGUCUUUGCCUGAUAUCGAUGAGCUCCCACCUCCACCCAAAGAUUUAUUUAUUCCAAGUGAAGCCGAUCUUUCAGUGCCAUUGGAUGAUCUGCCACCGCCGCCACCGCCGCCUCCAGAUUUUGAUGAAUUGCCACCAUCGUUGCCUACGAAGUCUUGGAAAGAUGCAUCUGACUUUGAAUCGUUGGCGCCAUUGGUGGAUCGAGAAACGAAGCCGAGACAUCGUGUUCACACGGCUGAUAGUUCGUUGUGUGCCGGUGGUCAUCAUGAUAACUCUGAGUAUGUGAGAAUGGAUCAUGUACGAAGAAGUGAGACGCUCUCUAGUCAUCAUCCCAGACAGAGUUCAGAUGAAUACAUUCGAAUGCAUCGAGUGUUGUUGAACGGAACAGGUGCGCACGGACCUGUCCCUGACGAUCCGAAUUACGUCAGAAUGGCGGCUCUUCCCGGCUCACAACCGAUCGAGAUCAAUAGUGGAAACUACGUCCGAAUGGCUUCGAGUCGGGUGCCACUGGCGUCGGCUGGUUAUCGGUAUGUGACAAAGAAGACGUCUCCUCUGUUAGGCAGACGAAAUGUACCACCGUAUGCUCAUGAGCGGCAAGAUAGUUUAGAUGGUGGAGAGACGGGUGGAGUUCUUCUGUACCCACCGGCGUCUCCGGCUCGAACACCGUCUCCGAAUACGUCACCGAAAUUAGUCCGCGAUCAGGAUCAUCGAGAUGGACCGUCGUCGCUCGGUAGCACGUCGAGUUCGUCGGCACCGUCUACACCUCAACCGUUUGCCACCGACGAUCCAUCAAAGAUGUCUAAGAUGCCUAAACGUGAUUUGUUUUCGUCGCCUCGUCGGACUAUAGGAGAUGCGUGUUCGAAGGGAAAUUCACCUCUACCGAGUCCGGGUGUGCGUGAUUUACCAGCUGCUGCGGGUGUCGGGUAUACUAGAGCGAACACGUUUGUGCGUCAAGCUUCGAGUCCUGGUGUGUAUGCGCAGGGUGGAUCGUACGGCCAGGGCCAAACAAGAACGAUGUCGCCUCCGAGACGAGAGUCGAUGAGUUCCGUGUCGUCGGACCAGUACACUUGGGAAAGAUCGGAUUCGUUGUUGUCGCGAUCAUCGUCUGGUAGUCAACGCUCACAGUCGUCAGUUCAUGGCAUAGCAAAGGCACAACCAUUGCCUGCGGGCUGGAAGUCGAAUUCUGGGUCUGAUGGUAGAAUAUAUUAUUAUAACGGGGAAACAAAACAGAGAACAUGGCAUAUUAGUGAAGUGUGGGCAUCAGUCAAUACAUCUGAUUACACUCUAACGUCGAUGGGUCCCGGUUGGCAGGCCGUGUUGACUCCCGACGGUCGUACGUAUUACUAUCACAAGGGGACAAGACAGACGUCGUGGAAUAUAGUGGACACUUGGAAACAGUGAUGUACGAACAGUCUAGUGUUUGUAUGCAUUUGUUAUGUAGAUAAAUGCACCAUAUCUGGUCUAUUUUUUACAUGACAAGAGUUGCACGUGUUUUGAUUAGUCUUAUAGUCGAUUACCAUGUUCAUGACGGACAUUUGGUUCGAUGUUUUACCGUGUUCCCCACUGUUGGGGCGAUUGCUUUUAUGAUGUUGUAAUAAUUGUUCUGAUGCAAUUGACUUGUCUAGUUGUCACAAGGUAAAUAUGGAAUUUUAGAAUUAUUUUGUAAUUGUGA